GCAAUGCGUCACUUCCGCUGUGUGAGAAGAUGGCGGCUCCCGCUGGCCGCGUGGGUCUGGCUGGGUUCCUGGGGUUCACUCCCGGGGCGCGAGGCGGGAGGAAGUCCGAGACCGGGAGGAAGCGGGUCAACCGCAACAAGAAGAAGAACUGGUCCCGGCACAGCGACAUCCGGGAUGUGGAGGAAUUCCUGGACGAUGUCCGCCUGCAGGAGAGAACGGCGGGGGGGAUGCUCUCAGAGAAGGCAGAUGACCAUUUAUUCUUCGUAGACACUGGUGACAAGAAGAAAGAUGUAGCUGCCAAGAAAAAGGUUAAACCUCUCCGAAUAGACCUUAUCCUUCAGCCAGACUCCAAAGUUCCUGCACCCAAAGACAUCUCCUCACAUCAGGUUCCCAAUGGGCGCAAGUUAAAGAGGAAGCUGGAACGAGAGGAGAAGUUGGCAGCACAAGGUGUCUUGCCCAGAUCAGAGAGGCUCCUCCAGGCACAGCUGAGGAAUAAGAGGCCCCGCUGCAAACCAGAGGCCAAUAACAAUCCUGGCAGAGGCUUUUAUGAUCUCUGGGAAGAUGAUUCAUUAGAACCUUCCCCUGGAGAACCAGAGACCUGGCACCGUCUGCAGACCAAGAAAGGCCAAGUGAAGCGUCCCAGCAGACUGAAUGUCAAACCUUCACAGCUGCCAGCCAUCGAGGUCCUGAAUCCUGGCGCCUCCUACAACCCAACGUUUGAGUCACAUCAGUCUCUGCUCCUCCAGGCUCACGAGAAUGAAGUGAAGAGGUUGAGACAAGAGGAAAAGCUGGAGCGACAGGUGAAACUCCCAUCAGCGGCUGAAGUUGCUACACAGGAGAGCCAAUUUCAGGAACUGUGCGAGGGACUCGUGGAGUCGGACGAUGACGCCACGCCUGACGAUGGUGAAGGUGAAGAGCUGGGAACUACCCCAAUGGCACAAAGGGAGAAGAAGACAGAGCGACAGAGGAAGAAGGAGAAAGAGGCCAGGAUUUUGAAAGUCAAGAUGAAGGCAGAGAAAUCCCUGAAGAAACAUGGUCAGGAAUUAUUCCAGCUGCGCUCAAUCCGUGCCGAGAUAUCGCAGCAGCAGGCGGAGUUUGAGCGCCGCAAGGAAAAAAGGGAGGAGGAAAAGAAGGCGGCUGCCUUUAAGCCAAAGCGACUUGGCCGUCUGAAGUAUCAGGAGGGUGAUGUAGAUGUGCUCCUGAGUGAUGAACUGCCUGGGACGCUGCGCAAUUUGAAGCCGGAAGGUAGCAUUGCAAAAGACCGCUUCAAGAGUUUCCAGAAAAGAAAUCUUAUUGAGCCUCGGGAGAGAGCAAAGUUCAAGAGAAAGCUGAAGGUGAAAUACGUGGAGAAACGAGCUUUUCGCGAAGUCGUGUUAUAAUCCUUCUCAGGAUUGCCGCUGUCCCUUCUUCCAGUCUGUGGCCCCUACCUUGGGGCUGUUGUAGCUGAUUAUCAAGAUCUAAAAUGCUCCGGGGCUGAUAAUGGUGAACAAUGUGUAAAGAAAGACCAGCGUUGGAUUUUGUCACCGGCCUGGUGCAUCCGCUAUCGAUCUGUUGGAGACUGAAUAUUAAUCUGAUUUUCCACAAUACAAAGAUGCUGUUUUCAGGCAUGAGAUGUACUGACUGCUUUAUAAAAGCCGUUGUGGAUGUUUUCUGUGAUUAUGUAACUGGUAAAGAUGUCACUGAUAUUCUUA
Pelobates fuscus (common spadefoot toad) is the source of this 1691-nucleotide messenger RNA. RefSeq names its product NOP53 ribosome biogenesis factor (gene NOP53). Bases 30 to 1379 code for a protein of 449 amino acids. Gene Ontology annotation, cellular component: nucleolus. Lineage: Eukaryota; Metazoa; Chordata; Amphibia; Anura; Pelobatidae. Gene Ontology annotation, biological process: rRNA processing; ribosomal large subunit assembly. Gene Ontology annotation, molecular function: 5S rRNA binding. The record is from RefSeq and is a predicted model, not a curated record. The transcript has 13 exons.